Talaromyces proteolyticus is the source of this 3102-nucleotide messenger RNA. RefSeq lists its product as uncharacterized. The transcript is spliced from 16 exons. Bases 1 to 3102 code for a protein of 1033 amino acids. NCBI's taxonomy places the organism in Eukaryota, Fungi, Ascomycota, Eurotiomycetes, Eurotiales, Trichocomaceae. The record is from RefSeq and is a predicted model, not a curated record.
AUGAUCCAAAGAACAGCACCAUCCGUAGCGACGAACAAGUGGAAAGUAGAACUCACCCUUUCUAACGUCUAUGGAUCGACCUUGUAUGAGUUCUUCGAGGAAAAUAGUAAAGAUGGAGUCGCUUCGAUGCUCGACCAUAUCGAGAUUGAAAAACUCACCUUCAUCUACACGUACGAGGGCGCUAACACGUCUAAAUUUGAGACCGAUGGAACGAUCAAACUAGGUGCUUUGCCACUCGAUCUUAAAUUCACCCAUACCGCUGACGAGUGGACAUUUGAGGCUGACCUUGCUUUUGGAGAAAGUGAUCCGCCGAAGACAACUAUCGGCAAAAUUGCUGGGCAUAUCUUCGGCCCUGAUAUUGACAAUGAGCUCCCAUUCUUCGUCGCGGAUAUUUCUAUCCAGCCUCCAAAGAAGAAGAAUUCAGUCGGAAUAAAGAUGCACGCUCUCAAAGAGCAAAAGCCGGAACCAGAAUCAAACGACAAACCAGCCGCUGAACCACCCAAAUCUGAUACGAAGAAAGACAUCUUUUUCAGCGCAUGGGUAGAAUUUGCAGGUUUCUCGUUCCAGGCCUUUCAAUACAAAGCUGCACCGACUGUGGCCAUUCCAAAACCCGUCACCCAACGAGCCUUCCGGAUUACUGUCGCUGCGAUCCCGAAAGUCACAAUCGACCUUAUAGGCGAAUUACCCCAGCCGUUUGACGAAAUGGUAUUUCUUUACGUGCAAAAGCAAAAUGGGGAUAAAGAACCAAGCGGUUUGACUUACGAUGAUGUGGAGAAAAUGAACACUCAAUUGGACAAGGAUCAACAGUUGAAGUAUAAAGUAACUAAGAAAGAUUACCAACCAACUGAUGUUGUAAUACCUGCUGGAUUUCAUUUCAUGUUACUUCGAAAUGAUCCGCAGAAGGGUAGAAUAGUUGCUCUAGACUAUUUGUUUGGCAAGGGCAAAUCGAAACCCAAGCCAAAGCCUAAGUUCUAUCUCAGUGACGCGUCACCCACUGGACCUGCAGCUGAGACAGAAGAGACGGAACCCGAUCCAGGAUCAGCAAAGGCGCCAUAUGAAAAGAAAGUUGGGCCGAUAACGAUCAGCAAUAUGGGUCUCCAAUACAGCCUAGGGGAUAAACCGUCCCUGUCAGUUCUUAUGGAUGCGUCUAUUGUUCUAGGGCCUAUCGGUGUCGGUCUUCUAGGAUUCAAGAUUACAUUAAUCUUUCAAAAGAAUGGGAGUGAACCAUCCAAAUCAAGUACCAUCUUUCACAAUUUGCCCAAACCCGACUUUGCCAUUGAGGGUUUGGCUGCCUCAUUCGAUCGGCCUCCUGUCAUCCUGUCUGGCAUCGAGCAAGAUACCUAUCAAGGAGCGGCUACACUCAGCUUCAACCCGUAUCUCUUUCAGGCAGCCGGGUUUUACGAUCCUUUCACUUCGGCCUUUGUUUAUUUCGUCUUGAAUGGUCCGUUGGCCACCUUGGGGUUCGCUGAGAUACGUGGUGUUGUCGGCGGUUUUGGGUAUAACAACAGUCUUCAAUUCCCUACUGUGACCAAUUCAGCGAAACCAGAUGAGGCUUUGAAAUCUCUUAUGGAUGGCACGUGGUUCUUUCCCAAGAAACAAUCCUUCUGGCUAGCAGCAGGACUCACUGUAUUGGCGUUUGAACUUCUAGACGUGCAAGCCGUGGUUAUUAAGAUCGGUAUCUUUGGUGUUGAAAAGAAGUUCGCCCAUGUUCAGCUAGGGCUGACAGCUGUUGAUGGCCAACUUACGCCUGCAUCAUAUGUUCUGGACCCAAGUUGCCAUCUCACUGGUGGAUUCGCCACUUCGGCAGGCGACUUUACACCCCCACAAUAUCCAAACCCUCCUCGUUUGGCGAUCAGUUGGAGCUAUGAUACUUACUUUGCAAUCACACCUAAGGUUUGCAUGGGAGGAGGGCGAUUGGAUGCAUCACUUACCCUGGGUGCUCUCUACGCCUACUUCGAUGCUUACGCUGAUUUCCUCAUUAAAUACAAACCAUUUUUCUUCAUGGCAGAUGGCGGGGUAAGUGUUGGAGUCCGCUUUACUCUCGACUUGUGGAUCUGUACAGUACAUAUCAACAUUGAGCUCUCCGCUACGCUCUAUAUUCAGGGACCUCCGAUCUCCGGUCGAGUCCAUGUGAACUUUUGGACAGACCAUAAUAACGACCCUCUCACCGAUCUUCCCAAAGAAAGCGCUGAAAAGCCCCCACCAUUCAUCUUUUCUUGCAACCGUGGUCUCAUCCCGACGAGUGAGACUGAUGCAAAGACCAACCCAAACGACUCUGAAUGGAAUGUCCGUGGAGCUAACUUCCAAUUCACGAUUGGCUGCAAAUUUGCAGUUGGACAGGCCACUGUAGUGACUGGUCAAGUUGACCCAAAUGAAAAAGGCCCAGAGCACCAAUUUCCAAAGGAAUCGAAAGACCUCCGCAAUAUCUACGCCAAACCGAUGCACCUGAAAGGCACAAAUACACUGACUAGUAACUUAACAGUCACUAUUAGACCAACAGGAAACUCCAAUGCAUUGACUGCCUCCGAUGAAGACGCAGGAGUACCGGAAUGGGCAAAAGCCGAGUUGAUGUACAAAUCAGUACCUGUGGCAUUGUGGGGGGAAUAUGAUGAGACUGCUGAUCCCAACAGUUCCAGCGUAAAUGACCCUAACCAGAUCGACUCCCUCCUCGAUAACAAAGACCAUUCCGUCAAUCAAAUUAUGGGAAUCUGCAUUUCCUCUCCCUUACCUGAAUUAAGCAACAAAGACCUGAUCAAGCCAUUCGAAUACAAGAAAUUCUUCAUCAGCACAGCCGGAAAACAGUCAUAUCCAUUUCCCCGGGUUCAAACUAUAGAAAAGCUCUGGGAUCCAGAGCCCGAGGACACUACGACGGAGGCUUGGGAAACCCUGAGAAAUCAAUGGAAUGGUCAGCCCAAAUUUGGAAUAGGCGCAGCAGAAAAGUUUGUGGACUUGUGGUGGGACACGAAACCAAAGGAAAAAGAUGAGUUGAAGGACGCGCCAAUCACUGGAAAGGCGCCCACGAAUUUGGUGGGCGAUCAGGCUAAGUCUGAGUUUGCGAAGCUCUUUCUUGAAGUGCCUCGCAUGGGCACCGUGGCUGCUUGA